Cuscuta europaea is the source of this 3127-nucleotide messenger RNA. Lineage: Eukaryota; Viridiplantae; Streptophyta; Magnoliopsida; Solanales; Convolvulaceae. The record is from the annotation of a GenBank genome assembly.
CCGGGUCCGACUCAUCCAAAAUCAACAGAACACAGUCAGCAAGAAAUAAAAAAAUUCUUCGCUCACUGGAAAACGGUUGUUUAUUUAACAAUCGGGCUGUUGUACUCCGGUUACUUUCCGGCGAACCCCAUUUCCCGUCAUGCUCUUGGGGCAGUUGAAAGAAAUCAAUGGAGAUGGAGUGGAUGGAGGCACAGAACAUUGUGAUAAGCGUAGACCUUGUGGCUGCAGCCAAGCAACAACUUGAUUUUCUCGCCUCAAUUGAUCGAAACCGCUGGUUGUAUGAAGGCCCUGCUCUUCUUGAGGCCAUCAACAGGUAUAAUUCAUGUUGGCUUCCAUUGCUGGCAAAACAUUCUAAGACCCCCUUCUUUAAAGGACCACUUGUUGUUCCUCUUGAUUGUGAAUGGGUCUGGCACUGUCACAGGCUCAACCCUGUCCGGUAUAACUCCGACUGCAAGUCACUAUAUGGAACAGUUCUUGACAACCAUAAUGUGGUGUCUUCUGUUAUAGGAACGCCUAAAGGGGAAACUGAACAAGUGUGGAAACAAUUGUAUCCAACUGAACCAUAUGAGUUGGAAUUAGCCAGAGCUCUUUCAGGUGAACCUUCAAAAAGGUCUGAGCACGUAAAGUACAGCAGCUAUGACUUGGUUUCAGCCGUGAAAAGGCAAAGUCCAUUUUUCUACCAGGUCUCAAGACCACAUAUGUACAGUGAGAUGUAUCUAGUAGCAGCCACAGCUAGAUACAAAGGAUUCUUGCAUUUAAUUAGAAGAAACAAAGAAAGAUCCAUUAGAUGCUUCUGUGUUCCAACUUAUGACAUUGAUCUGAUAUGGCACACUCAUCAAUUACAUCCUGUUUCUUACUGCAAAGACCUUUUGAAAUUACUUGGCAAGGUUUUGGAACAUGAUGAUACAGAUUCGGACAGAACAAAAGGGAAUAAGCUUGAAACAGGGUUCUCUAACACCACCAAGCAUUGGGAAGAAACAUAUGGUUGCAGAUAUUGGAGGGCCGGCGCAAUGUACCGAGGCCAUGAACCAUUACCUCUUCCAAUAUAUCAUAAUGACAAUCCGAACACUGUAAAGAAGAAGGUAGUUUUGGUCCAUAAGCAUGACAAACUAUUACAUUUACCGGAAAGAAAGGUUCUUGAGGUAAUGUUGGAGUUUGUGGGUUUACGAAAUGUACCUGAGGAGCAUAAAGGGAGGCUCUUUGUCUCUUUCAGUAAAGAACAGCCUGAUCCAAUCUUCAGUGCGAAGAAAAGACUUGAUAUAUUUUCUGAGAGUGCAGAAAAGCAGGUUGCUUGCUUUCAAUGUCAAGCUAGUGGAAAAUUUCUCUUUGAACUAAAGAGUCAGUCAUCCUCUCAUCUUCCAUUAUCAAAACCUCAAGUCAAAACCAUGGGUUUUGCUUCUUUGUCUCUGGAAGAGUUGUUAUCCCCAACCUCGAAUCUCUCUGUGGAGAAAUGGCUUGAAUUGGUUCCAAAUUCUAAGAUGCAAAUGCCAAAGACGGUCUUUUUAAGAGUUGCAAUCUCAGUUACAAUACCAACCAAAGCACCAUAUGUGCUUCACAUGAUCCGUUCUCGACCCUUUUCGAAAAGUUCUUGCCUUUUCCCUCUCCCUGGGACUGGUCAAAAUUGGACAAGCCUCAUAGAUGAAGAUGGCAAUGAGAUCAUCUACCUGCAAAUGAGGGAUUUCAGUAAACCCAAGGGAAUGUCAGAUUCUAUGUUGAUGCAUGAAGUCGUCGCUGUAACAAAAUCUGGCGAAACACAAACUCUUGCUAAAUUGCAAGGGAGGGAAUGGUCACUGAUAGAUUCUGAGUGGUCAAUUUGUUUCCACAAAAACAGAGAUGACGAUGGUUGCAUUUUGAAGUUGACUGAUGGUUUGCGAAUUAUUGCGUAUUUUGCGGGUCGGAAGCUGGAUUACCAGCCCAGGCAUCAUGAAAAGCAAAGAAGUGAAAACGAAUUUAUGACUGCAGUAGAGUUCUCUGCUGAAAACCCAUAUGGCAAGACAGUGGCAAUGGUCGACUUGAAAUUUGGCAUUAUCAAUGUGAAAGAGGAGUGGUUACUUUUUCCUGGAACAAUAACUGCUUUUAUACUUUGUGACAUCUCAAGGAAGGAAGGUUAUGAUAGAUUUUCAGCAGGUGGCAAAAGUUUGAAGAAUAAUGGCUCAAACAAUGGAGUUGCAUAUGAUAAAGACUCAGGUUUGAACACUCAGGUUGCCAAAGACAAGGUGGCUAUUCCGUCAGGAGGAGGCUGUGGUGGUGCAUGUGGAAGUAUGAUAAAGAGCAGUGGGUGUGCAGCUGGAGGCUGUGGUGGUGCAUGUGGUAGUAUGAUGAAGAGCAGUGGGCAUGCAGCCGGAGGCUGUGGUGGUGGUUGUGGAGGGUGUGGAUCUAAUCUCCAAAGUGGUGGCUGUGGUGGUUGUGGAACUGGUGGUUGUGGAGGGUGUGGAUCUAAUCUGCUAAGUGGUGGCUGUGGUGGUUGUGGAAGCGGAGGUUGUGGAGGUUGUGGUGGUGGUUGUGGGUCUAUGACCACCAUAAUCAGGACACAAUAGAAGUAACCAAGAUUGUAUUAUGCAUGGCCUGCUUUCGUUCAUCAGAAGUGGUGGGGUACCCUCUCAGGCUUUUGUUGUAUUUAUAUUUAUACGAGUAUGUUGUUUGGAAAUAAUGAAGUGUUUCAUUUCAUCAAUUCAUCCCCAAUGAACUGGUGGGAUACCCACUUAGGGUUCUAGUGUUUCAAUAUGUGAUUUUCCGUCAUAUGUCUUUAUCUGUGUGUUGAUAUGUCAUCUUGCUAAGAAGUACUACAAAAUACGUGGUAUGAAAUAAUCACACCGGUGGGCAUAGCUCAACCGGUAGAUAGGGGAUGCCACAAAGGGUAAGUCUCAGGUUCAAAUUCUGACAACAGCGAUGAGAACUUGUGAUUAAAGUCCAAUUUACAUCCUCUCAUCUAACUAUCCGGUCGGUGUUGGUGGCCCCUUAGGAAUGGAGUGUAUCUUUUUAUGAAAUAAUCACAUUCUCGUACCAUGGUAUACGGCAUACGAUCCUAAUCAGUUUUUCAUUCAUGAUCUCUUUUCUCCUUUACAUAAUCCUGCAGGCUCAUUUAUAUUCAUGUCCAUGGCUCAUUAAUCAUUAUGAGAUCCCACUC